GCUCCGAAGCAAUGUCGCAGGUCAUCCCCAACCACGUGCUGCGGGUGGGCCAGACGAUCUGCGUGGCCUCGGCGGAGGAGAGCAGAAGCUUGCACCCCACCGGGGGCCCCGGCUGCUCCAUCUUGCCUACAAAGUGUUCGUAUUUUUCGCCCGAGGGGUGGGUCAGCCAGCCCAUGAUGGCGCCAAGCAAAGCACAUCAGCUGCCCAGUGGGGAACCGCGGGGAUCUAACUCCGGGAGAGAACAUCUGGGCGCCUCUUUGGAAAGGGCCGCUCCUGCCCAUCAGCCAAAGGGCGAGUCUGAGCCCCAGGCGACUCCGGAUGCCAGUCCAGUGUCUCCGACUCUAGACGUGUCGAUAGAAAGUUUGAACCAACUCAUCCUUGAAAUCGACCCGACCUUUCAGCCCCUCUCGCCCAGACCAGACAGCGGCAAGAAGCACCCUGCCCAACCCAUGUAUCCUGGCGACGCAGCUGCGGCCAAGAAACCCGACCCCGACUCAGUAGAGAUCAAGUACAUUGAAAUGACUCCCGCCCGAGCCAGGAGCCACGAAUCAAUGCAGGGCUCGGCCAGCCCUUGCGUCACGCCGCUCUCCAUGUCUCCCCAAAGCGGCUGCUUCCUGGUCCCAAGAGGGGUGCCACCCCGGGACAACUGCACCCCAAAUGGCAGUGUGGUCUUCUCCGGGCCGGAGAGCACCCGGGCAGUUCCUCAAAGUGGGAGCUCCCCCCAGCCCUGCUACCGAGUGUCAGAAAGCGUAUCCAUCCCGCAGCGUGGUCAGAAGGACUGCAUCUCCUACGGGCCAAACGCUUUCCUAGCCACCUCUCCGGGCCUGGAGAACUUACGGAAGGCUUUGUACCUUGCGCGGGCUUCUCAGCAAACCAGCAGGGUCUCCGUGCUCUCCACCAGCCCGGGAUCAGACACCAGUUACGUGCUUGGCAGCACCCAGUCGCUUCUCAACGACGACUCAGACUCUUACCCAAGUGCCCACAGACCGGCGGAGAGCCCGGUCGCUGUCGGCUUCUUCAGCAGCCCUAAUCUCCCCUCCCCGAGCACCAGGGCUUUCAGUCCAGGUUCCGAGCCCAACCCAGCGAACGCCUCUUCCUCCCCGCCACUCCAGAAGGGCCAUGCCAGCAGCUGCCCGCCCUCCCUCGUUACCUCCAUGGCCGAGAUCCCCAUCCUGCUGGUCAACGGGUGUGUGGAAUCUGGCGAGACGUCUUCCAGGGUGGCCAACGGUGUCCCAGGUUCCACCAAGCAGACGAUCCCACCCCAGCCCAGCCCAUCCUCCGGGACCAGCCGCGGGAACAAGACCUCUUCGGACACGUCUUUCUUCUCCUCGCAUAGUCCCUCCCAAGAUGGUCAACCAACCAUGAAGUUUGUGAUGGACACGUCAAAAUACUGGUUCAAGCCAAGCAUAACGAGAGACCAAGCAAUCCAGCUCCUGAGGGAGGCAGAGCCAGGCGCUUUUCUCAUGCGCGACAGCACGUCGUACCGUGGGUCGUUUGGGCUGGCAAUGAAGGUUCUCAGCUCGCCCACCAGCUGCAAGACAGGUGAUGAGAGCGGCGACCUGGUCCGACACUUCCUCAUUGAGUCGUCUGCCAAAGGAGUGCACCUCAAAGGGGCUAGCGACGAGCCCUAUUUUGGGAGCCUGUCGGCCUUCGUCUACCAGCACGCCAUCACGCCGCUCGCCUUGCCCUGCCGGCUGGCCAUCCCCACACGAGGGACGGGCCCAAAUUUUGCUGGCGGCCAUAACGGCGCGGAGACCCCGCUGGAAUCUGCGCUUGCUGCAGUGAAGAAAACUGCCGCCUGCAACGUCUUGUACCUCAACUCGGUGAGCGUGGAGUCGCUGACCGGCGCCUCGGCGGUCCAGAGAGCUGUCUCUUCCACCUUCGAACUGGAGACGCUGCCCAUGCCCACCAUCGUCCACUUCAAAGUGACUGAGCAAGGAAUAACCCUGACCGACGUCCAGAGAAAGGUGUUUUUCCGGCGGCAUUAUCCCCUCGCUGCCCUCAGCUUCUGUAGCAUGGACCCUGAGAACAGAAAGUGGCAAAAAUACUGCAAGUCGUCACGGAUCUUUGGCUUCGUCGCCAAGAGCCAAACGGACGCCGAGAAUCUCUGCCACCUCUUUGCCGAGUACGACACGGUGCAGCCAGCUUCCCCGGUCAUUGACUUGAUCCGCAAACUCCUCCCGGAGCAGUAGAGGCGGCUGAACUGCUUCCAACCUUGUUGCGUUUUUGGCAACCGCGCGUAUUUAUAACUUUGGGGAUGUACUUUGAUGCCGAGACUUUCAGAGGAAGUUUUGACUCUCCCUGCUCAGUCCUGGGAACCUCCGCUGGGAUGGGGUCUCUUUCGAGAGGAAUCGCGUGGAAAGCUUGCCCCUGAGGAAUGUCUCGGGCGUACCUAGUGCAGCUUGCAGGAAGCCAGACGGCGGAGGAGCCCAAGAGGGCUUGGAUUUGCCUUGCCAAGUCCUUUGCUCAUUUGACGGGGAUUUGGUUCGUUAACAGGCUGGGGAAGUUUUGAGAGCAGUGUCUGUCUUCACAUAACUGGCGGGUCACAUAGGCUGGGGGAGGCUGGGCCUCUCCAGACAGUCAGCUGUGGCCUUGCUCCUAUCCUGCCCAAGCCACUCCACUUGUGAGGCUCUUCUCAGGCCCCCUGUACUCCAGCCGGGACAGGGGCUGCUGGAGCCACCCACGGCCUGCCUUCCCAUGCUCUGGGAUGGUGGGAUAGCUGGGGCUGCCUGCUUUCCUUGUGCUCCAGGCCUGGGUAGGGUGCAGCCUCGUGCCACCUGCUCUCCCCACGCUCCUUAGCUAGCCUCAGGUGGGGCCACACUGGGGAAGGGGGCUCUGGGCUCCAGUGGGGGAUGGAAAGGGCAGGGCUUGAGAUGGAAGGGGCAAGCCUGAGGACUAGUGCCCCCAGCCAGGGGUUCACCCACCGCCUAUGCAUCUUGAGAUCCUUAAAGGGGUCCGGGCUCCCACCCUCCAAAAAUCCCAGUUAGCACCACCCAGGUUACUCUGCAAGAGGUGAGACAAGCACCUGCGCUAGGCUGACCGGCCCGCUACAUAGCCGGCAGGUGUGCAUUUUGCCCACCAAGGCCCCCACGAAGAUUUGCUUCUGACAAAUCUUGGCUCCCUCUGAUUUUGAGACAGAGCUGUCAGGCCAAGCAGGGGGUUUUUUUUAACUUUGCCAGGGCUGGUAAAUUUGGGGGCCCUUUUUGGCUAGGCUGGUUGAGACCAGCUCCAAAUCCCCGGCUCAUCCUGAGCAGAGAAAUAAACCCUGACAUUUUCUGGACAGCACCGUGUUGGCUUUUGGGAGGAGACUUACCAGUAUCGCAGCCAGACCCUCAGUGAGGCAAACUGACGGGGCUCUGGUGCUAUUCUGGUUUACAGCCUGAGUCUGGGACAGCAGCGUUAAAGUCAGAAGGUAGAGCCGUGCUCAAAAUAUACCUUUGAUCCUCCCUUUUUAAAACUCCCAUGGUACUGUCGAUGGUUUUUGUUUGAGGCUCUUUUAUCCGGAGUAUGAACAAGUCUGACGAGAAGGUAUUUUCUGUCUUAAUGGGGGAUUGUUUCACUCACCACGAAAGCUAGUGUGGAGCUUUUAACAACCGAACUAUGUUACUGUGUGCUGCAAGCGUGUGGAUGUAUGUGUAACUAAAGAAAACCCCUGUAUCCUCCAACAUGACUUUGAAAGACUUCCUUGGCGGCAGGAAAACACUGAGUGCAUGUGGCGGGAUUGCUCCAUGCAAGACAAGCAACAGGCCCCAACAAGAUAAAGCCUUUUGAGCAUUUUCUAUCACGCACAACAAGUUUUUUUCGGCCUCCGGUGUGGUUUAAUUACAGCACACUCUGUGCGAUUCGAGGUCUGACUGCACCACCAGGCCAAGCAGGUGCACGCCGUAGGGAAGUAAGACUCCAAAAAUGCUUGGGGGAGCUCAAAGCACUCCUGGAAUUUGCACCUUCCCAGAGGAGUCGACAGGCAGGCUUUGUCUGCACUGGCACAUUUUGCUGCCCACAGCUGCCUUUUGGCGAAAAACCAGUGAGAGUGUUUACAUUGUGAUGCAACUUUUGUCAGGGAAAACACCCAGUUUUGGCAACAAAAAAAUCCUCCCCCGUGAGAGACUUCUGCCUUUUUCCCCUCCCUUUAUUGUCGACCGUGUGGACACUGUGGUUUGUUUUGCCAAGAGAACUGGCUUCCACCAGUAUCCCACCAUGCCUGCCCUGAUGGCUGUGCUCAGUGUUUUGUGAU
Messenger RNA from Pelodiscus sinensis (Chinese soft-shelled turtle), 4234 nucleotides. The record is from RefSeq and is a predicted model, not a curated record. Lineage: Eukaryota; Metazoa; Chordata; Testudines; Trionychidae.